AUGGAGAACGGACGCGUAUCAGCCCGGAUCAGGUCGUCCUCUUCACCUCCCAGCGGCAGCGAGACGGCGGCCGAGAGACUCACCGACGACCUCCUUAUCGAGAUCCUCUCGCGCGUGCCCGCCAGGUCGCUCUGCCGCUUCCAGUGCGUCUCCAAGCACUGGCUCGGCCUCAUCAACGACCGCAGCUACCGCCGGAAGCUGCCCCAGACCCUGGCCGGCUUCUACGACGCGGGUCAAUUGCUAGAUUCAGGUGUUCCUUUCACCAAUAUCUUGGGAAGCCGCCAUCUCACAUAUCCCGCCUUCCUGCCCGGCCGUCGGCUGGUCUUUCUCUUGGACUCCUGCCACGGCCUCCUUCUCUUCUCCUCAUACGUUGCUGGCGACCAUGGCGACGAGAUACGGUACGUUGUGUGCAAUCCCGCCACAGAGGAAUGGGCUGAGUUGCCGGAUUCCGGCUAUUCCGGUGAUGCGUCUAGUAUAAACUUGUGUUUUGAUCCAGCCGUGUCCCCCCAUUUCUAUGUGUUUUGUUUGCCGGUCGUGGAGGUGGAGGACCAACAUGGCUUCUGUAUUACCGGAGUGCAUGUCUAUUCAUCUGAAACCGGGAGUUGGGUUCAUAACGAGAAGAGAUGGAGCGGCAAUAUUGAUGUCGCUAAUGAUCCAUCAAUUGUCUAUCUCAAUGGUUAUCUGCAUUUUUGCGCCAUUGUUGAUGGUUCUGCCCGCCGACUAGCUGCAGUGGACAAGGAGGGGGCAGCAAGGACUGACUUUCGUGUUCCUGAUGAUCUGGAUGUUUGUUUUAUUCAGCAGUCACAGGGCUGCCUGCAUUAUGCUGGUUUUGACAGAGAUGGCAAUGAUGAUGAUGUUGUUCAACUGCUAGUUUAUGUUCUUAAAGACUAUGACAGCAAAGAAUGGAUACUGAAGCAUAGCGUUGAAACUUCGCAUGUGUUUGGAGGGCGACACAUAGAAGACCUUGAUGAGGAAUUUAAUUGGAUUGCAAUUCAUCCGGAAUGUAACUUGAUCUUCUUCACUGUGGGCCAGGAUAUCACAUUCAUGUGCUAUGAUGAUGUUGUUCAACUGCUAGUUUAUGUUCUUAAAGACUAUGACAGCAAAGAAUGGAUACUGAAGCAUAGAGUUGAAACUUCGCAUGUGUUUGGAGGGCGACACAUAGAAGACCUUGAAGAGGAAUUUAAUUGGAUUGCAAUUCAUCUGGAAUUUAACUUGAUCUUCUUCACUGUGGGCCAGGAUAUCACAUUCGUGUGCUGUGAUAUGGAUCGUCGACAAGUCAAAGUGAUAUGCAAUCUUGAAAAAGGCAAGCUGCCAUAUUUUCCAUAUGUGCCGCUAUAUGAAGAGCUACAAUCGUUGCACAAGUGA
Triticum turgidum subsp. durum (durum wheat) is the source of this 1365-nucleotide messenger RNA. NCBI's taxonomy places the organism in Eukaryota, Viridiplantae, Streptophyta, Magnoliopsida, Poales, Poaceae. The record is from the annotation of a GenBank genome assembly.